AUGUCUGCCCCUACCGCCAACGAUCCAUUAUCAGGUCACCCAGGACAUCUUUCCGAAUCUCAACAAGCCACCUUGACCAAAUUCAGAGAAGAACUCACCGCCGAAGGGUCCAUCCCAGCCAACGGAGAUGAAGUAGUAGCCAAAUUAGGAUACGACAGAUUCGAUGAUCAAACUCUGUUGAGAUUCUUGAGAGCGAGAAAGUUCGAUAUACCAAAAGCUAAAUUGAUGUGGAACAACAAUGAAAAGUGGAGAAAGGAAUUUGGAGCUGAUGAUAUCGCUGCGAACGGCUACGAUUACCCAGAACAAAGAGAAGUAAACAAAUACUAUCCUCAAUUCUACCACAAGACCGACAAAGAUGGUAGACCGAUAUACAUCGAACAAUUAGGUAAACUCGAUAUAAGCAAGUUGUACGCUUUGACCACUCAAGAUAGACAAUUACAUCAUUUGGUUCAUGAAUAUGAGAAAUUCUUGAAAUCGAGAUUACCAGCUUGCUCGAAGGAGGCUGGUCAGUUGGUGGAGACCUCUUGUACGAUUUUGGAUUUGUAUAAUGCGGGGAUUAGUAGUUUCUAUAAAGUGAAAGACUACGUUGGCGCGGCCAGUUCAAUCGGACAAAACAAUUGUGAGUGUCCUGAAACCAUGGGACACAUGUUCAUCAUCAACGCACCAUACCUCUUCUCGACCGUCUGGUCAUUAAUCAAACCAUGGUUAGACGAAGCUACAGUCCGCAAGAUCCAUAUCCUAGGUAAGAACUACAAGACGGAAUUACUCCAAUACAUCCCUGAAGAGAACCUGCCUACGGACUUGGGUGGGAAAUGUAACUGUCCUGGUGGAUGUAGUUUAUCAGAUGCUGGACCUUGGAAUCCUACUCCUUCUGCUCCUACCGCUUAG
Kwoniella botswanensis is the source of this 888-nucleotide messenger RNA. RefSeq lists its product as uncharacterized. Bases 1 to 888 code for a protein of 295 amino acids. Lineage: Eukaryota; Fungi; Basidiomycota; Tremellomycetes; Tremellales; Cryptococcaceae. The record is from RefSeq and is a predicted model, not a curated record. The transcript is spliced from 7 exons.